Messenger RNA from Silurus meridionalis, 1756 nucleotides. Its product is annotated as COP1-interactive protein 1-like. Bases 20 to 1252 code for a protein of 410 amino acids. The record is from RefSeq and is a predicted model, not a curated record. The transcript has 12 exons. NCBI's taxonomy places the organism in Eukaryota, Metazoa, Chordata, Actinopteri, Siluriformes, Siluridae.
CUUUUUCCCGCGGCCUCACAUGAAUAAUUUCACGUUAGCUCGCGCUCGGAUGAAGAAUCUCGCUGUGCCCCCUCUGCUGUUCACGGCCGGAGUUGCAGCUGCUGCAGCCGCGCUGUUUUACUGGAUUCACCGGGGCGAUGGGAAGAGAAGAGCGGAGGAAGGAGUCGGUGUCAGCCUGUCCCCCCGCGCCGUCUCUGAGGAUUCUAUGGGCGCUUCUGAGGAGGUGAAGAAGAAGAAUAACGAGGUGGACAGCGAGAAGUCCAACCUGGAGAGGAAAGUGAGCGAGAUGGAGAAACUGCUCAGCGAGGCACAAAGAGAGUGCGAUAUUAAAACCGAGGCGUAUCAGCAGGAACGAGAAGCUCACAGCAUCCUGAUGUCCCGGUAUGAACAGCUGAGGCAAGCUCUUCACCAUGUUGACCAGGUUCUACAUGAAUGUGAGCAAGAGUCCAAGGAUCAUAUUGUUCUUGAAGAGCAUUUCCAUCAGAUGAAGGACACAUUAGCCCACAAGGAAGAGUUACUACAGAACCUCCAGGUCUCCCUGAACGAAGCUGAGAGAAAGUACGAGCAAGUGAUAGAGUCUCAUGCUGAGAUGAAGAAUGAGGUCUGCAAACUGGAAUUGGACAUGGAGUUGCUGCAGCAUUUAGCUCAGGAAAAAAAGGACAACCUCAAUAAGAUUAUAAUGAAUUCGAAGAAGGACCAGUAUUUUCUGUGUAUCAUGAAAUCGAGGUAUAAAUGGAUGAAACAAAAGUUACGCAGAGAAUUUAUUCAUAAAAAUGAUCAAUACAAAAUGCUCAGGCUACAGCACAAGCGAACACUAGUCAGCUUAAAAAAACACAAGCUGUUAUUGAAGAACGUUCAGGUGGCUCAGGCCCAAACUGAACUUAAAUGCGGUAUGUUGAUGGAGACGAACGCGGAGCUACGCAGAGAGAACUCCGACCUGAUAUCCGACUCGAACGUCCUGCAAGACCACGUGCACGAGUUGGAGCAAAGGCUCAUGGAGAUCCAGUGCAAGAAUGUGAACUUAACGGAGGAUUGUAAACAAGCAGAGAAGGAUUACGGCAUCCUGCAUUCUUUCUACGAAGAGGCGUUAAACCAGGUCAACCAGGAGGAGAAAUACGAGGUGCUGCUGUCACAAGUAGCCACGCUGCAGGACUCGGUGCAGAAACUGGAGGCAGCGCUCCAAGAGGCAUGCAUGGAAAUAAAGAAGAUACGGAAGGAGAAGGCGCUAGAUCAGGAGCUGACCAACACAUGAGGGAAGCUGGAACAAUGUGUGAGAUGUUACUAAAAAAAGUGCAAGCAAAUGGACCGGGGCGGAGCCAGACGUGGUCUAUUUCAGUGUCCGGAGAAUAAAUUGGGCUUCGAAAAACACCAAAACAACUUUAACACCAAGACAACAGAGUCUGUCACCACUGGCAAGAGCAUCUUACAAGGUGGGAGACGAGUACAUCCUGGCAGCAUUCCAACGUAUCGAAUGAAAAUUUAAAUGCGUUGUGCUGAUUUUAAUAUUUUAAAAAAAAUGUCGUAGCGCUAUUGUCAUCGUAAGAUCAAAAAGUCGAAACCAUCUGUACUGUGAAACCCACUGAUGAAUUCUCCAUUAACUCUCACCUAGUCUUCUAAUCUGGGCAGAUUUUGGAUAUUCAGGGUCAUGUGUUUGACCUUCAUGUGUCUAAAGGUGUUGCAGAUGAGAUUAAAACAGAGAUCUGAUAACCUGAAGAGCAGCUGUGUUAUUACCUGCUUUCUACUGCACCACCUGCGA